This is a messenger RNA of Didymodactylos carnosus, 1804 nucleotides long. NCBI's taxonomy places the organism in Eukaryota, Metazoa, Rotifera, Eurotatoria, Philodinida, Philodinidae. The record is from the annotation of a GenBank genome assembly.
UUGGGUUUCCCGGCUGUUUUCACCUAAUAUUAAAAGAUUCACUAUUCGCUCAAUAAACAUCAGAACGAGUUCAAAACUUCAGGAUAUGAUUAAUUUUCUCCGCGAAACAUGAUUAUAAGACCGAAAACUCGAAAAAGCAUAUUUUGGUUAUUGGAUUUUCCAGAAAACCUUAGGGUUUUGUAAAAUUUCUUUUGAGAUCUCCGAUAAAUAGGAUAUAGAAUAGCUUAAAAGCUCUACAUUCUGAAAAUUUGAACUUCUAUCAAAAGUUAUUAGAAAAACAACGGAGUCCAUUCUAUUUUGGUACAGACAGUACAUGCUGUACGGAUCAUUUUCGGCGCAUGUGUAGGUGUAUGACAACAGAAUAAAAGGAUAAUCGAAAAUGGAGUCAUAAAAUCUUAUUGAGAUCUUACUAAGAUAAUUUUAAGAAGUGUUUAAGAUUCUUACUGGGAAUCUUACACAAGCGAAAGAAGCGACGAAAUAUAAAUAACAAUUCGCAAAUUUGUUUUUUUCUAUCAGGAAAUGAAUUAUAGUUUCAGUAUCUGUAGUAUUAUAUAGAAUGAAUCAGAUCAUUAAUAAAAACGGUAUCUAAUGAACAUUGUUUUUCUUGAAUGAUGGAAAAAUUCAAAAACUGGAUUGAAAUAAAUAUCGUUAUUUAUGGAGAUAUUGUAGAAAAGUAGUGUCAUAACUAGUAGACAGAUUUAGCCCACCCACCUCAUAGUUUUGACUAGAUUUUAAGAACGAAAUCGUCUUGAACGAUUUUUGUCCUAUACUUCGCGUCCCGUAUCCGUUUAUAUCCCCACUACAAAUAUUCUGGCUAAAUAAUUAUGAAUGUCUUGCCUGUUAUCUAACAUCUAAUUACAUUUAAUAGUUCUGUAACAGUUUUGGUAGUAUCUUCAUCAAUAUCUUUCUUAAAACCUCAGAUAUAUAGAUCGAUUCGUUUACUAUAUUGCUUUUUGAAUCAUUGCUUUUAUCUUCUAGUUGUUCUACAUAAUUUUGUAAAUAAUUGUGAUUACUCGCGUUCAUAAAACUCAUAUUAUUUUCAUACCAUCUGUAAAACAGUUUCAAUGAGCAUUAAUGAUGAUGUUAAUACAUUCUUUCCACAUAUCCUGACAAAACGACCAUUAUGUAACUAUGUCAUAUAUAAACAAUAGAAUUUUUUCUACUUUCGUCAGCUUAAUUUUUUUGUUAAUAUUACUAGUGAAAAUUGAAGAUUAUGUUGACGAUGUUGUUAACUUUGUGGAUUUUAUUCUUCUAAUAAUUCGGUGUUUAUUCUACGACUUUUCUAUAUCUUUACUUGGAGAAUGAUCCACUUAUAUUAAAAAUAAAAAGGGUAUGGUUUUAUAAACAUUUGAACAUUAGUAAACGUAAUCAUCAUCUUUUAUGAAACCAUGAAAACAAAUAAGAAAAAAUUUGAUUUGAUUUUCUUCUAGGAAUAUGUGAUCGCCCAGCUAUAUGUGGUCCAUCAAGUGCUUUGUGUUCAGAAACUGGUAAUUCUUCUCAAGGAUAUUAUUCAUGUUUUUGUUCGAACGGUCAAUAUUUAGUUGGAAAACCUUGCCCAUAUGACGCAACAACGACGAUACCAACAACACAGGAACUAACGACAGGGCAGCAAAUGACAGGGGGACUAACGACAGGGCAACAAAUGACAGGAGGACUAACGACAGGGCAACAAAUGACAGGAGGACUAACGACAGGGCAACAAAUGACAGGGGGACUAACGACAGGGCAACAAAUGACAGGGGAACUAACAACUGAGGAGAGACCAACGACAAUAGGAGUUAUUGCAGUGACAACCGGAUCAUAA